AUGGCAGGUUCAGUCAUCGUGACUCCUACCACUCCCUUACCUUCCUCCGCCCAUCCUCUAGCCACCAAAAGCAAUGGUCAGCACUACACUCAAUCAAUAGCAGCACCUGUCGGAUCAGAUCCCCUGUCUCCCACAGCGGAUGAUGACGGUGAACCCGCAAUGCUAGCGAAUGGCGCAUCAUCAAACAGAAUCACCCCUUCGUAUCUGCAGGAGUCUGGCGAUAAAGCGACCAAUCAUCAAAAGCAAAAUCGAAAGAGCGGCUGGAUAGAACUCGAUACUGCUGCACGACAUCAGGACAGACCCAAGAUGUCUAGCAGCUCAAAGCAGGACAGGGCAAGACAGGAAGCUGAAGAAUGGGGCACUACGGGCAAUCGGAAACAUCAGAGCGCCAUCGGAUAUCCGUAUAGCCCCAAUGGCGAAGAGCCUGAUGGCGAAGCCAAGGCCAUUGAAGAGGUGAGUACUCGUGCAGAUACUGCAAUCUGGGAAUACGGGCAGGCUUUGGGCGAGCAGAGUGGCUGCGAUGGCAGCUAGGCCGCAUUUCCGGAGCUGUUGCACGCGUCUUCUCUCGAAGCCUGUUUGAAAGGAGCAGCUUGAUAGCGUUGAUCAGCAUAAGAAGGGUGCACACAUGAAGGGGCAACGCAACUCCGUCACCGGGCUUGGGCUCCAUGGCCCCACAGGGUGUCAUCUUUCUCUCGGCUUCCUUGAUUUGUCGUCAAGAGUCUUCUGCCAGCACGCACUGAUGCAUCGCAUGAACCCGACAGAAUCUCGAGCGCUGGGCCGCUGCAGAAAAGCAACGCCGCCGCGCUUUGCGUGCUUCAAGAUCGACAUCCCUGGUCGGCCCAGCGUCCAACUCGUCAACUACAUCUCUGGCAAGGAGGAUAUCGACGCUUGGGCGCAAAGCGUCCACCACGACCGGAGGUGUCGCUGUCAACGGUCUCAAUGGCAGUUCGACUUCCGAGUCGCCAAUCUCUGGCGGUGCUGCGCUAUUGCGACGCGGGUCUAAGAGCGAGAGCAUGAGCAGUGCGGAAGAGGGCAGGGAGUCAGGUGACUCUUCCCAGCGUAGCCUCCGAGCUGUCAAUUCCAACACCAGCGCAGGUUCUGCAAAGCGUCAGCUGGGUGAUUCGAUCGUAGAGGAGAGUGAGGCAGAUUCUUUGCAAGGAUCUUCCACACCAUCAUCGAGCGCGACAACGGAAGCCAAGGGCAAAUGGAAAGCGAGCGAGAGCGACGGGGGCUGGUCAGUGCCACCCUCGGCUGCCGAGCAACGAAGACUGGCGUCAGACAAUUACGAUUCGGCAGCGGCAGCCGCUGCUGCAACUGCAAACGCUUCCCCCACAACUCCAAGUGGCAAUCCGUUCGGGGAUGAGAGCGAGGCGGCCGCCGCGCGAGAUUCCCCCAACAAGGCACGGUCUCCUUCGCGGAGGAGAGACAGCGCGACGGAUCAAUCGCUAGGUCGCUCAUACUCGCAAUCCGGCAAAGCUACACCCCGCAGACCCAUCGUCACUCCAGGCAGAGCGCCGAGCGUCCGAUAUCACGCGGAAAAGUCUGGCAAGUACGCACCAGCUAUCGUAGCAACCGAUAUGGACGUAGCAGGCAAUCCAUUCGUUGGGAAGGAGGAGGUAGAGGAUAUAUCUCGGAGCAGGUAUGCGAUGAGGGGCAGUGGAGCAUACAGCAGCACCAUCAACCGACCCGCGAGACAAGCGAGCGCUUCCGGACUGAUGGAAGAUCUGGUAGAAGAACCUAGCACGCCAACGAGUGCCGCGCCCAGUGUUGCCCAAGAUCCCGAGAGGCGCAUGAGUCAGCUGGCUCCUCCUCCUCGCACGAGCACUUCUACGAGUCGUUUCAACGAGGUCGGACUGGAUGAGGAUGAUGCUUGGAGCCCCACCAUGGAGGAGCCGUCUGCUGAUGCAGGACACAAAGCUCAGCCUCGAGCUGAUCCGAUCGAGAAUGAAGGACGUAGGAAACCUUGGUGGACGGAGCUGCUUUGUGGUUGCGGUCUCGCUCCCGGUGCUGACGAUGAGCAGGUGAGUGUCAAGGCCCUCGCUCCCAAAGUCGCGCUACGUUUCUGCUGACGCCUGGCCAUGCUGAACCUUUGCAGACUGGCAAGACUGGACCGGAAUAG
This is a messenger RNA of Ceraceosorus bombacis, 2119 nucleotides long. The record is from the annotation of a GenBank genome assembly. NCBI's taxonomy places the organism in Eukaryota, Fungi, Basidiomycota, Exobasidiomycetes, Ceraceosorales, Ceraceosoraceae.